This is a messenger RNA of Hibiscus syriacus, 653 nucleotides long. RefSeq names its product rRNA-processing protein fcf2-like. The coding region runs from base 1 to 348 and encodes 115 amino acids. The record is from RefSeq and is a predicted model, not a curated record. NCBI's taxonomy places the organism in Eukaryota, Viridiplantae, Streptophyta, Magnoliopsida, Malvales, Malvaceae. Gene Ontology annotation, biological process: RNA processing. The transcript has 3 exons. Gene Ontology annotation, molecular function: RNA binding. Gene Ontology annotation, cellular component: nucleolus.
AUGGACCCAAUUCUUGACAUUGGCUACUUGGGUUUCUUUGUGAUACAGUUGAGGGGUGCCACUGAUCCCAAUAGACACUAUAAAAAGGAUUCAAAAUCCAAAGCACUUCCCAAGUACUUCCAGGUUGGAACUGUAGUAGAAUCCGUGACAGAUUACUACUCAGGUAGAAUGACAAAGAGUGAGAGGAAGGCAACCCUAGCAGAUGAGCUGCUUUCUGAUCCAGUUGUUAGGCAAUACAGGAAGCGUAAGGUUCGGGAGAUUGAAGAACGUAAUCGACCAACCGGUAAUGAGAAACGGAAGAUAAAAGGAUGUCAAACGUACAAGCGGGCGAAGCAGCGAAGGCAUUAACUUCUUUCCAUGCUAUAUGCUGUCUGAAAUUUUGACCCUAUUACUAGAAGGGAAUUUUGUGUGCCAAAUGUCCCAAGAAACAAGUUGAACAGUGGAGUUGUUUUAAGGUAAUAUCAAUGGCUUUCUUCAGGUUAAAACUAUGGUCCUCCUUGGGAUAUACCCCAUUAUUGAUUCUUGAUUCUGGAUAUUUUAGCAUUUUGAUCGAUAGUGGUGAGCCUAUUUAGACAAAAAUGCCAAGGGGUUCUGGGAAUCUAGUUUACUAGUUACCAGCAGUUUCUGCAAUUAGAGAACAAGUGUUUGCAUCU